AUUAUUUUUCUCCUUUCCCGCUAUUUUUCAUCUCUUUAUUCUAUCUCUCUUUGGGCUUUCCACUUUUUCGGAUUUCAUCUCUUUAUUUUUCUUUUGCAUUUGCUUCUCCUUUCUCUUUAUUUCCACUGCAAGGCAAAACAGCAGCUCUCUGCAUCUCCAAAGGUCGCCGAUCUGGUUGUUGCCGUUCUGCAGGCACCAUCUCUGAUUGUAGAAGCAAGUGCAGAAGCACUUGCAUUGACAGAUGCACUCUUGAGGAAAUGGAUCUCGAAUUACUGGAAACUAGGUAUGAAAAGCUAUUUGAAGAGUUGGAAUGGCUAGGUAGAGGAGGGUUUGGUUGUGUGAUAAAAGCUAGGCAUAAAUUUGAUGGCAUGGAAUAUGCCAUCAAAAAAGUCUUAAUCCAUCCUCAUAAUCUGAAGGAAGAAGAAGAUGCAAUCAGGGAAGUUCAUGUUUUUUCGCAACUAAAUCAUCCAAACAUCCUGAGAUACAACACGGCUUGGAUCGAGGACAAGCUGACUGGCAAUAGCCGAUGUGCAGAGUUUCCAAAUCAGGCGGAUGAUGCUUCCAGUGAUGAGGAUGACAAUGAUGAGUCAGAUGAUGGUGGUGUGGGUCUCUGUCUCUAUAUUCAGAUGGAAGUCCGUCCAAGGUCAUUGAAAUCAGAAUUGAAAAUAAGAAGGUUGGAGAGGGAUGAGGUUUAUGACAUCCUAAAGCAGAUAUUGAUGGGCCUAUCCUAUCUUCACAGUAGAGGUGUGGUGCAUGGAGAUCUAACCCCAUCUAACAUCUUUAUUGACAAAGAUAACAACAUCAAACUUGCAGACUUUGGCCUUUCAAAAUUGAUGGGGGAAGAUGAUCUAUCUCUGAUGUGUGCUGGAGCCCCUCCAUACAUAGCUCCUGAACUUCUACAUGGGCCCUGCAAGCCCAGCCCAAAAUUAGAUAUUUUCAAUUUGGGAAUCAUUUUUUUUGAACUAUUACAUUUCUUUGAAUCUGAUCUGAAGAGCCCAAGGUUGACUGCCAUUGACAAACUGAGGAAAAAUCAGGAAUUCCCUGAAGGCUUCCCAGCUGCUGAGAGGAACCUCAUUGGAAGAUUGGUUAAUGCAGAGCCAUCUCAAAGACCUGAGAUGCAUGAAGUAACAAAAGAAGUAGAAGUCUUGGCAAGAGGCGUUUAAUCUUUUAUUGAACGUAUUCUGUUUGGGCGCCUCCAUGAAUACUUUGUCUGUUCAAUUUUCUUUUUGCAUUUUUCCUGAGAUUGCUCUUAUGAAUUCUAAUUUUACGAUCUGAUAAAUUGGUUCAAUUUGGAAGUAGUCUAGCUGUGGAUCCUGUUUUCAUUGACUUCCAACUUUUGAUGUAAUUUUCCAGUUAUUUUGCAGUGAAAUAGAUUUACUUACGGGUGUGUUCAUGGUGAA
Molecule: messenger RNA, 1400 nt
Organism: Ziziphus jujuba (common jujube)
Lineage: Eukaryota; Viridiplantae; Streptophyta; Magnoliopsida; Rosales; Rhamnaceae
Exons: 9
Coding region: 258-1163 (301 amino acids)
Biological process (GO): protein phosphorylation
Molecular function (GO): ATP binding; protein kinase activity
Source: RefSeq, a predicted model, not a curated record